This is a messenger RNA of Paramecium sonneborni, 163 nucleotides long. The record is from the annotation of a GenBank genome assembly. Lineage: Eukaryota; Ciliophora; Oligohymenophorea; Peniculida; Parameciidae.
AUGAAGGAUUAGUUUUUGUUGGAGUGUAUGUUAUUUUAAUAGUGGUAAUGGAUGGAUGAUGUGCAUAGAGGAAUAGAAUAAAUAAUAGAAGUGUUUGAAAGUAGGAGAUCUUUAAUAGAAAGUAUAUAGAUAUUAAUAUUAUGUAGAUAUUACAUAGAUAUGA